AUGGGUUGGAUUCGACUACAUCCAAGCCUCGACGCCCCUUCGUUAACUUUCAUCCACGGCGACAUAAGCUCUCUCAAGAUUCCGAUCAAAGACUCAGGUGCCAUGGGACAUACUACUCACGCCAAGGCAACCGGUGUCGGAAACGCCACGAUGGACGAUGACUCUAAACCUGAGACCCGGCAAGACGACGACUCUGUUGAACGCGUUGACAUAGCUGGAAUCCCUAUGCACGAACCUCAACUGCUACCUACACUCGAAUUCGUUGCAGGAGAUGAAUGUUUCAGCAGCGACGACGCAUAUGCCUCACUUGUUGAUGAAGGCUCCGGCGGCAUUGCACCUCCGACUCUCACCAACAAGCCACCCAUCGAUGGUCUCAUCCAUGGUCUUGAUAAUGACGGGUCGCAAAGCUCUGUUGGCGAAGUCAGCUCAAAGAGUGGAACACGAGUCGUCUCGCUUGCUGAAGACGACCCCAGCUUUGCCGCACAUAGUAUUCCCAAAGGUGCUCUGAGCGACGGCAUUUCAGAAGACGGGUCAUCAGAUACGACCGCUGAUGACACGGCUUCGAGCAACGCAGACGACUCUAGUCUUGUGGUGCUCCAGAAGAUCGACUCAUACACCGGCGGUUCUCAAGCCGACAGCGUGUAUCAUAUUGAUCAAACAAACGAUCUGCAUACCGACGAAGAUAAUAAUCACCGGAACUUUGGAAAAGCCCAUUGCGAGAUCAAUACUGUAGACAACAGUGCAAUCAACGGCUUGUCUCAUGAGAAUGGGACUUACAGCUGGGUAUUCGACAACGAGGCCUUCAGAAACAACACUUGGCACUUUGGCGAGGAAGACGUUGUUGAACCUGCUCCGCAGAUUCGUAGCAAGAAGCCCGAACCGAUUUGGAAGCAGUAUCCUCAAGCCCAGUACCCUCGAUUCGACAUGGCCCUCAAUCCGACCGGCUGCGAUGGUACAGAAGCAACCUUGGCCUCGAGAGCCUACCCGAUGCCGAGUCCCGGCAGCUUGGUCGACCGCCAGGUCUGGGUCAUUGUUUCGAGCGAGUUCUCUCGGGCCACUGAUGAAGGAGAAGACGAUGAUGAGUCCAGCGUCGAGUACUUCAACCAAAACUAG
Verticillium nonalfalfae is the source of this 1113-nucleotide messenger RNA. RefSeq lists its product as uncharacterized. NCBI's taxonomy places the organism in Eukaryota, Fungi, Ascomycota, Sordariomycetes, Glomerellales, Plectosphaerellaceae. The record is from RefSeq and is a predicted model, not a curated record. The transcript has 2 exons. Bases 1 to 1113 code for a protein of 370 amino acids.